AUGACGUCGAAGGAAAGCAACGCAUGGACGGAGGAAGAACGGGAGGCGCAACUUUCUAAUUCAAGAGAAAAUGAUGUGUUGAGAAAUAAAAUAAUAAUUCGUCAAAAUGAAGAAGAGAAAAAGGAAGAGAAUAAUAAUGCAGUUAUUGAAAAUAAAAAGAACAUGAGCGUAAUGCAAAUACAAAAAUUUAUAAACAAGUUAAAAAAUACAAAUGUAACAAAUUUACAAACAAGUUAUUUAGAAAGUUUACAAAAUGAUAUUAAACAAUUAAAUAUUUCGAAAUAUUUAAGUGAGAUAUUUAACUAUAUAUUUAAUUUAAUUUACUAUGUUAACAAAUAUCCUGAUCUUUUUCUUUUUAUUAAUUUAAUUAAAUAUAUGAAUGACAAUUAUGAAAAUGUAGGUGAACACAUCGAUAAAACAAUUUUUGCAAGAUAUUUCAAACUUGAUGAAGAUGAUAAAAAUUACUUUUUUAUCGUUUUUUAUGAUUUAUACAAUAAUAUCAGUGAGUCCAACUUUUCUGUAAAGGAGCCCUCCUCUACCCCCAAGCGCCCUGUCUCAAAGGAAGAGACACGAAAACUGGAUAGACUGGACGUCACCAAAAAUGGUGUAGACAUGGCAAAACAUAGUACCGAUCAUCAGAAGGAUGCUUCUCAAGGUCAAGAUGAUGAAGGAAAUGUCCGUAGUGCAAACCAAAGUGGAGGGGAGCCUAUUGGAGAUGACAUGAAGGAGAAACUAAAAGAAUUGCGAAUUUUUCAGAAGGCGAAAAGCACUGUAAUGAAAAAUUUAAACGCUCAGCUUCGUAAGGAGGGGCCAGAAAGCGACACGUUCAUGUUGGAUUAUGAUUUAUUUGGUAAUGAACAUAAAGAAACAAAAUUUUGGAAAAGCAACUUGGCAGAUCAGAAGGCAUACAUAAAGGAAAUGUUUAAUGAUUCAAAUUUUUUAAAGAAAUUGGAAAAAAAGAACAAAAUAAGGAAAACAUUGAUAUGUGUGUACUUUGAAUUAUUACUACUUGGAAUAUGCAAGAAUAAUGAUCUUCUUACAUACAUGUUCAUAAACAUGACUUUUUUCUUUACCCUAACUUUAGAUUCUCAAGUAUUCGACAAUGAAAAAAUUGCCCUUACUCAAAGUUUGCAGGAAAAGCGAGACGGAAAAUUUUACUCCACUACAUCUGAUGUAUUACGUGCUGUGAGAAAACACCUUGCCGUUAAUACAAUAAUAGCAUACAAUUACUUUUUCUCAAACGUAGGAACAGUUUUUUUUAUGAACAGAAAUAAUGUUUGUUCCAUUGGCGAUGCUAAUGUCAUCAGGACUAGCACGCCGCUCAACGUGUCAACCAGCUUGCGAAUUAAUGGGUUCCCUUGCAUGAGCGAAAUAAAAGAUCUCGUAAUGAACAUUCUUCAGGUAUUUUACAACAGUAGCAUGCAUAAUUUGCUGAUAUAUCUAUACGGAGAACAUGUGAUAAAUGAAUAUACUAGCAGUGCUAAAAUUUCUAGACAAAAAGAAGAGUUUGAAUUUUUCAGCAUCUAUGACAAGUGCAAAAAACUAUGUUGUUUUAUGCAAAGAAAUGGCCCCAAUUUAGACGAAAUACAAAUAAUCGGUAUUGAGAUGGUGGGACUUAAUGAAGAAAGUGUUAAACACAUUAAAUUAUUUGAUAAUUUGAAGAAGAAAAAAUACAUGAACGAUAAGGAAGUAACAGUUGAUGAAUCUUAUUCCUUGUGGAUUAAUGAAGAAGAGAGGUUGUUUUAUACAAAAUUUCCCGAUUAUUCAAAUAUUAACGUAGCAGUUAACGAUGAUGAGUGUGAUGAUGAUGACACACACGGGAUUCACCUCUCCAGUGCAGAAAAAAUGGAGGAACGGGACAAUCAAAUGAAGAAGAAGAGCAGCGACAACAACAGCUGCAACAACAACAACAACAACAACAACAACAACAUUAGUAAUGAUACGACUUGUGAAAAGAACAUUGAAUGCAAAAGAGAAAAUGCUAAGAGUGCAUUGAAAGAGGGAGAAGUGAACGCAUCAUCUACCCCUGUGGUGUCUGGGUUGGAUACCCUCCCCGGAACAACUUCUGUGACAGAUAGUUCUUUAUGGAAAGACCAGAAAAAAGGAUUCAACAGAUACCUAGAGAAGUUGCUAAGUAUGAAUAGUGAGAAAAUAUUGGAGGAUCAUGUAAUGACAUUUCUACUGAACUACAACACGAAGAAGAAAAGGAAGAUUGUUGCAAAUACAAUUACACAUAUAAAUCAAGUGGUUCUAAAUUUGAUCCCGUUUUACUGUCGAUAUAUCGCCAUUAUUAACAUAUACAGGAAAGACAUGACGGUGAUGGUUAUUGAAGAGGUAAAAAGAAUAACCGAAAAAUUAAUUAAAGAAAAACUACCUUGUCAGAAUAAGAAAACAAAAUGUAUAAAAUAUAUUUGCGAAUUGACAAAAUUUAAAUUGUUAGAUAUGACAUACAUUUUGGAUAUUUUGAAUCUUCUGAAUGAGAAUUUUACAUCAGAUCACGCUGAAUUGUCUUUUUAUAUAUUAGAAAAUUGUUCUUCAUUCUUGUUAAACAAUUCCAAGACACAUAUUCGGUUCUUAAAUUUGUUGCAAAAAAUUAAAAAAAUGAAAAGUUCUCGAAAUUUAUCAACAUCUUUAGAUUUACUUUUUGAAGAAUGUUGCAUUAAAAUAGAACAAGAAUUUUAUCCACAAAAUAAAAAUUUGAAAAAAAAAAAAAAAAAUUCAAAAUAUUCUGAACAAGAUUUGAGAAAAAAAUAUUUCUUAAAAAAGUUACUCUUUCAAGAUAUAGAAAAAAUAUCCAUGGAAGAGGUAUGUAUAUAUAUAAGAAAAUUUAACUGGGAUGACAUGUUCACUACAACAAUGUUGAAGAAAUACAUUUUUAAAUUCUUAAUUUAUAUGAGUAUAUACCAAAUUGGUAAUUUAGCAUCUCUCUUAUUUUACCUUGCUUUGCAUAAACCAAGUUUUGUUACACAAAUUAUAGAUGAUUUAUAUGAACGCAUUAUAUCUAUCAUCCAAAGGAAUGAUUUUCAAAAGUUUAAUUUCCUGAUUCAGUACGCUUAUAUUUUUUCCGAGCUUUUUGUGUACAAAAUGUUGAACUCAUCCAACGUUUUGGAUUUGCUUUACUUCUUGGUCGCCCUAUCAGAUGUCGACAUGGCCAAUUACCACCACAUUGCAUGCAUCUAUCAGAUUUUUAUGGAGAAUAAAAGUCUUUCCCAAGGCAUUCGGGGGCGUGUAUUCUUCGACACGCAUAACGUCGGGUCUAGCCAGAAUGCUGCAUCUAGCCAAAACAUUGCAUCUAGCCAAAACGCUGCAUCUAACCAGAAUGCCGCAUCUAGCCAAAACAUUGCAUGUAACCAGAACAUCGCAUCUAGCCAAAACAUUGCAUCUAACCAGAACACCGCAUCUAACCAGAACACCGCAUCUAACCAGAACACCGCAUCUAACCAGAACACCGCAUCUAACCAGAACACCGCAUCUAGCCAAAACACCGUAUCUAGCCAAAACACCGUAUCUAGCCAAAACACCGCAUCCACGCCCCGGAGUGACUACUUCUCCUUCGAUAACUACAGAGACUCAGUGCACAAAUUCCUACUCAUCAACAGACGGAACCCCGUGUUCCUCAACAUGGUGCAGGAUCCAGAGUGCUGUAGCUUUAUUAACAUCAAGAUGAUAUGCAUAAUACUUGAAAGAUGUGCGAAAUAUUUUCAGAAUGCACCAUUACUGAAAUUUAAAUUAACGAAAUUUUUUUUAGUAUUCAUUAGAUUUUUACGUAUUCUAGAACCCCUACCAGUGUAUAUUACAAACUUAACUAACAAUAUUAUUGAUGAAUUUUCAAAGGAUAUGAAAGCAUUAGCAACAGUUCAACAAGUCGACAAGUACCUCUUCAGAUUGUUAAAUUGUGAAUAUCGCGUUUACUUAAACCUUAUAGAUGAGAGUAAAAAUAUGAGCAGCAAGAAAAAAAACUCCCUUUUAGUUACUGAUGAAGAAUUAAUAUUUCGCCUCGAUCCAGAGGACAAGCAUUUCAAAUUUAGAGAUAUGCAUGAUACAGUGGAAAAUGAAAAAAUGAAAACAUCAAACAUGUACAAAGGAACAGACACAUUUUACAUGUAUGGUAGUAGACAUACAUCACAAGCAAGAACCAAUAAAUACACAUAUAGAGACUUUCUUCCAGAUGCACGUCGAAAUAUGCAGAGAAGGAGCCCCAACUUUGUAGGUUCUAGUGAAUAUUUAAGAACGAAGGGAGAAAUGCAUAAGAGCAAUGUGUCCAAAGAGAAGGGCAAAAUGGGUUCUAAUUUUAAAAAUACAGAUGAAGAUAUAGAUGAAGAUAUAGAUAAAAAUAUUGGUGAAAAUAUGGAGGAAAAUAUGGAUGAAAAUAUAGAUGAAAAUAUGGAUGCAAAUAUGGAGGAAAAUAUGGAGGAAAAUAUGGAGGAAAAUAUAGAUGAAGAAAUCAAUGCAAUUAUUAACUCGUCCAUAUUAGAAAAUAGAUCUUCCAAAAAUAAGAAAAUUUCCAUGCAUAAUAUUAAAAACGACAUAUUGUAUGGAAUGUUACUUCGAAGGACGGACAUACCCACUGGAGACAAGUAG
This is a messenger RNA of Plasmodium gonderi, 4581 nucleotides long. RefSeq lists its product as hypothetical. Lineage: Eukaryota; Apicomplexa; Aconoidasida; Haemosporida; Plasmodiidae. Gene Ontology annotation, cellular component: cytoplasm; exon-exon junction complex. The transcript has a single exon. Bases 1 to 4581 code for a protein of 1526 amino acids. Gene Ontology annotation, biological process: nuclear-transcribed mRNA catabolic process, nonsense-mediated decay. The record is from RefSeq and is a predicted model, not a curated record.